This is a messenger RNA of Echinops telfairi (small Madagascar hedgehog), 1038 nucleotides long. Its product is annotated as olfactory receptor 7D4-like. Gene Ontology annotation, biological process: G protein-coupled receptor signaling pathway. Gene Ontology annotation, cellular component: membrane. Gene Ontology annotation, molecular function: G protein-coupled receptor activity; olfactory receptor activity. The transcript has a single exon. Bases 43 to 1038 code for a protein of 331 amino acids. NCBI's taxonomy places the organism in Eukaryota, Metazoa, Chordata, Mammalia, Afrosoricida, Tenrecidae. The record is from RefSeq and is a predicted model, not a curated record.
AACACUGUUUUUACUUUCUACUCCAGCCUCCGUAUCAGCUACAUGGAACCAGAAAACCAAACAAAAAUUUCCGAAUUCCUGCUGCUGGGCCUCUCUGAGGAUCCUGAACUUCAGCCUCUCUUAUUUGGACUCUUCCUGUCUACAUACCUAGUAACGGUGCUUGGGAACCUGCUCAUCAUUCUGGCCAUUAGCAUUGACCCCUACCUCCAUACCCCAAUGUAUUUCUUUCUUUCGAAUCUGUCCUUUGUUGACAUGUGUUUCAUUACUACCACAAUCCCAAAGAUGCUGGUGAACACCCAAACACAGAGCAAAGGAAUCACCUAUAGGGAGUGUCUCACUCAGGUGUAUUUCUUCACAGCUUUUGUUGGAGUGGACAACUUUAUCUUGACUGUGAUGGCAUAUGACAGAUAUGUAGCCAUCUGUCACCCCCUGCACUACACAGUCAUCAUGAACCCCAAGCUCUGUGGCUUGCUCGUGCUGAUGUCUUGGGUUAUCAUGUUGUGGGCCUCUUUGAUUCAUGUUCUACUGAUGAUGCGCCUGAAAUUCUGUAUUGGCACUCAAAUUCCACAUUUCUUCUGUGAGCUGGCUCAGAUUAUCAAAGUGGCCUGCUCUGAUGCCCUCAUUAGUAACAUAUUUUUGUAUAUAGCAACUGCCUUGCUGGGUGUGUUUCCCCUCACUGGGAUUCUCUUCUCUUACACUCGAAUUGUUUCUUCCUUAAUGAAAAUAUCUUCUGUUGAAGGUAAGUACAAAGCAUUUUCCACCUGUGGCUCUCACCUUUCUGUGGUCUCUCUGUUCUAUGGGACAGGCCUCGGUGUCUACCUAACGUCUGCAGUGACUCAUUCUUCUCAGAGGAACUCCAUUGCCUCAGUACUGUACACUGUGGUCACACCCAUGCUGAACCCCUUCAUUUAUUGCCUCAGGAAUAAGGAUAUGAAGGGAGCCCUGGGGAGGCUGUUAAGCAAAGCAAAUUGUUGUUCAAGAUGGCCUCUUGUUUCAGGGCUAAAUAGACCUUUUGGUCUUCAAAGCCAAAAGACAUGA